AUGCAGGGCCCUUCGUGCGACAAUAUGGUGAAGCCGUCCGGUGCCCCCUCUCUUCAGCCUCACAGAUCCAACGAUCAACUACAGCAUCAGCAUCAGCUGCAGCCAUCAUCGCCGCACUUCGCUCAGAAUAUACCACGAAGCGACCUGCAAAACCAGUCUACAUCCCAGCAGACGCAGUUUCAUCCUCAGGUACACUCAUACCUCCAAUCACCAGUGACGCCACAGCAGCACAGUUUCUCGCGUGAUCCGCCUCCGUUCACUUUCCAGUCGCCCCCAUUCUCCUCGCCCGCUGUUUCGGCCGUCCAACCUUCUCAAUCAUCCUUUUCUCCCUCUUCGCAGCCUGCCUCGAUGACUUCGCGCGUACCAACCGUGCAACCUUCACACAUGUUUUCACAGCCCGCCACCGGUCUGGCCGGCCCAUCUUCCCACCACUUUCCCGCCAGCACCUCUUCACUUCCACAGCCGUCGCUGUCAUCAACCUCAAACGAUCAUGUCGUCGAUUCCAAGCGCACCUAUCUCGCGACGGGUAAUCCGUUUGAGGAUCCAAUUGCACAGGCCUACAUCGCCGGUCAAAACUUGGAUGAGCCCUUCUAUUCUGUCGCCCCACCCAAAUCUCUUUGGCCCUCGGAUUCCUCCAUGCCACUCGACCUCAACCUCAUGCCGCCGCUUCCGACCGAGCCGAACGACCCCUCUCUCGGCUUCUCGACAGACCAACCAGACUUCUUUGACCCAUUCGCCUCCAGCACACACGCCCUCGACGGUAGUCAUACUCACAGCUUGGAUUCAGCUGCUGCUAUCCUAGAUGAUGCCGACUUUUCGCGAUUCACCGAAGUCAAGAUGGAAGCUGACGGUGACGAUUCAACUCUUACACACCACGCUGCGGGAUCCUCAUCGGCCCGAGCAAGCAAAGACAACAGCACCGGCCUGGCCGCAUCGUGUUCAACAGCCGCAGCAGCUUCCAAGGAUGGUAUUCCGCCACGUCGGCGUACUCGUCGAAGGCAAAACAUCAGUUGUGAUCAGUGUCGCGCCUCGAAGCGAGGCUGUGACUUUCAACUCCGCCUGGACGCAGAUGGCAACGACAUCUUGCAGGCCACCACAGCUGCUGCAAACGAUGAUGAGCAAGUUACGGCCGGCAACACGGGUGACAAGCGCAAAAUAUCUGACGCUGGGCUCGUCGAGGGCGGUAAUGCUUCUGGCACCGGUACCGGCACCGGCAAGCUUAUCUGCUCCAAUUGCCAACGUCGAGGCAUUGAAUGUACCACCAACUUUGCCGACUCGGUCCGAGAGAGCAAGCAGGCUACUCAGACCAACAAGGAGGAACUCAACACUCAAACCACCAAGAAGCGGGUCCUUGCUGACAACUCAUCCGAAUCCGGCAGGCGCUCCAUCUCCGUUUCCAGUGAUGGGACUUCGCCGGGUGGACAGUCUCAAGAGGCUCGAGAGCAGCUACUUAAAGCCUGCCAGAAUCGCAACGAGUCGCAGAUGCUGUCAACAACCGGUGCCAACGUCCGUUUUGCCCAGCGCGCCGACUCCUUGCUCCUGACCACCAAUCGGAUGCGUCUUUAUGUUCACACAGUCGAGCCGAAUGCAAACUUGUGGCUCUCUAGAGCCUGCUCGCCGCUUCGAACCGAUAGUGAUCUCAGUGCAUACAUCAAGCGCACCAUCGGCUUGGACGCACUCAGUCUAUCGCAGAGGCUUUGGGCCUCCUGGCAUGUCGACGCACCGUCAACGCAGAAAGAGCACCAACCCAACCUCUUCUACCUCGUGUACGGAAUCGAUCACCUUGGUGGAGAAAUGGGUGUCUGGGGCGAGAAGCCGCAGCACGAUCCAUCCGCAUCCGUCUCUCAACCUCGCAACCAUGGCUCAGCUCAAGAGGCAUCGGCACAGUUCAACGACAUUUUCUCUGACAUCAUGGGCAUGAGCCCGGGAGGCUGGCGCAGGUCCAAAAGGGACCUGAUGAUCGACGAGGCGGUCAAGGCUGCUAUGCUUGCCUAUGCCUGUCAAUUCCGAUUGGAUGACGAACUGACGUCGAGUAGUGCCGAUGCAGUUUCGCGACAGGCGGCAGACGGCAAAAACUACCGCGAUGCACAUGACCGCAUCGCUACCGCAGCAUGGAAGCGAGCACGAUCGUUGAUCUUGCAAUUGGCACCACGCCGUUCCUGUCGCAUCGCGUAUGGCCUGUUCCUGUUCGGUGUCACAGCUCCACCCCCGGGUGCUUUAGCCGAAGGUGGCUCGCGUUCCGGUGCGGACGCUGUGGAAGACGCUGCAUUUGCCCUUGAGACCGCCUCGCGUCAUCUUGAGUGGUUCGUCAAACGAUGUCGCGAUCUGGUGCUCACCGUGGAAAAAGCGUCUAAGAAUCCUCUGCUGAGCGCAAAUCCACAGUUUGAUCAGCAUCGACGAAUCGCCACGGAUCUCAUGGGCUUGGCCGAAUCGUUAGGCUGGUUUGGUCUGUUGAUCGACACGGUCACGCACGUAUCCCAAGGCCGACGCUCAAGCAUGCGGGAGGACAACUUGGUCUAUCAGUCGUCUGGAAUGGGGUCCGGCACUGAUUCCGGGAUACAGCACGGCCGGGGCCGGUCGCCAGGCAGCGAUUCGAGCACUUUGGAUCGCACAGCCGAGGCUUUGUUCGCGAUGCAAGAUGCGUUGAAUCUCUUGCCUUCUCGACAGGCGCCACCAGGUGCAUUCCCCGGUACUUCCGAGUCAUACAUGCACGAGGACCCAGAAGACGACGGCACGUUUCCUGUCGACACGGAGAUGUCGAGGAGAAUCAUGGAACGAGCCGCGUGCGCUCGCGAUCUCAUCCCUGCGCUGCUACGAAAUCCAGGAGCCUUGGCUAACGCCAUUCCGUUUGACGUUCUGAUCGGGGCCAAUGAUCCGGACGGGCCGCCUGCGCCUGGAGGUGGGCCCAUCAUCAACAUCCACAAUCCUGGUGGCGGGCUCAACGAGCAAGUCGUCUUGCUGGGAGUGGCGUGGGGCACCGCCGUGGAGGUGUACAUCUGGCGACGCGUGGGUGUGUUGCAUACCGCCAGCGAGGCGCUGUUGGGCAUGAAUGACCCCGUGCAGGCGUUAAUAGCUGGUGGUGGCAACAUUGUCUCGGAACGCAUCGAAAAGAUGGCCAUGAACGUGAUCGAAGCGAUUCGACUGUUUCACAACAUCUUUGACCACCUGAUUGCACGCGCUAUGGACGAAUUCAUUCACCUUUCGAGGCAGGCAAGAACGAUGUUGUCAUUCUUUGCGAUUCACAUUCAUCUUGGCGUACUGCAUUUUACGCAGCUGGCCAAGAAGAUCGAGCAGAAGGAGUUGGAGUUGAUUCAGGCGUUCAAUGCUGCGAAUGGUGGAGUGGGGUCGCCGGCCAAGUCGACGUCUAGUUCAAAUGGAGGCGUAAAUAUUUCGUUUUCGCCCAUGGCAGUGAGCUCUCCAACACAGACACAACCGGCAGGAAAGGGGACGUCGCCAUCGAACUCAGAAGAGUCGUCGUAUAACUCACCAGCUUCGAUUCUUGCGAUGCAGAAUGUGCCGCACCAGCAGCUGCGAUCCUUGAUGCUGCACUCGUCGGUCGAGCGGCGGUUGAUCGGUCGAUCCGCAGCGUUGGGCAUGGCGCGCAUGGCGUCGCUCAUCAACGCUGAAUCGGCUAAACUGGAAGAAACAGCGAAACUCGGUCGGAACUCGGCUAAGGCGCAGCCGAAAGACGGCAAAGUUCGCAAGGGUUCGUUCUAUGCGUCACCGCAAGCAGUGAAGGAUUUCACCCCGAUCGAGGACUCGGCCAACGCCCCGUGGCGCCAUCCGUACCCAGCGAUGGUCGCGGACGUGCUCAAGUUGAGCUCGCAGCAGUUGCACGAUGAGAUUUGGGACCAGUUGAUUGCGGUUCCUAGAAACGAGGCGGAGCUGGAUCUGUUGAUGAGAAACUUCAACGUGCUGCUCGAAGGGUUCCGCAGGUUGCUGCAUGCCGUGCCCGGCUUGGGAAGCUAUAAGGGAGAGCUCGAGAGUUUAGAGAACGCACGGGAUACAGCGCAGUUUGUGGCUUCGCAGGGGCACGUUGGCUUGUAG
This is a messenger RNA of Mycosarcoma maydis (corn smut), 4047 nucleotides long. RefSeq lists its product as uncharacterized. The transcript has a single exon. Bases 1 to 4047 code for a protein of 1348 amino acids. NCBI's taxonomy places the organism in Eukaryota, Fungi, Basidiomycota, Ustilaginomycetes, Ustilaginales. Gene Ontology annotation, biological process: regulation of DNA-templated transcription. The record is from RefSeq and is a predicted model, not a curated record. Gene Ontology annotation, molecular function: DNA-binding transcription factor activity, RNA polymerase II-specific; zinc ion binding.